AAGGUGAUGGACUGCCAUGGCUCAUCGUUCUCGAGCUUCAAAUCAUACUUCCAUGCCCUUUCCGACACCCCUCGCCGGUUCCUCCGCCGCGCCGGUUCCGUCUCCACCACCUUCGAAGAAACCAGCCGUCUCCGCUCCCGAUCGGGAGUUGAUAUGAGGAAAAACCUCCGUUGGUACGAUCUAAUCUGCUUUGGCAUCGGCGGUAUGGUAGGUGCCGGAGUUUUUGUUACUAGUGGUACCGCUAGCCACGAUAAGGCUGGUCCCGCCGUUAUACUAUCGUACGCCAUUGCCGGACUCUCUGCACUUCUCUCCGCCUUCUGUUACACUGAAUUCGCCGUUCACAUGCCUGUCGCCGGUGGUGCCUUCAGCUACAUCCGUGUCACUUUCGGCGAGUUUACUGCAUUUUUAACGGGAGCUAAUCUGGUGAUGGAUUACGUUUUAUCAAACGCAGCAGCAGCGAGAAGUUUCACAACCUAUCUCGGAACCGCCAUUGGAAUUUCUGCAGAAUCAAAAUGGAGAAUCACCAUUUCAUCUCUUCCAAAAGGUUUCAACCAAAUCGACAUCAUCGCCGUUCUCAUCAUCUUAAUUCUCACUCUCAUAAUCUGUUACAGCACAAGAGAAAGCUCUGUAUUGAACAUGAUUUUGACAGCCUUACACAUUCUGUUCAUAGUAUUUGUGAUUAUGAUGGGGUUUUGGAAAGGAGACACGAAAAACUUCACGGAGCCAUCGGACCCGAAUCAUCCGGGCGGGUUUUUCCCGUUCGGAGCUCCAGGAGUGUUCAAUGGAGCUUCUCUGGUUUACGUCAGUUACAUAGGAUACGACGCCGUGUCGACGCUGGCGGAGGAGGUUAAGAAUCCUAUUACUGAUAUUCCGAUUGGGGUUUCGGGUUCCGUCAUCCUCGUUACCAUUCUCUACUGUUUAAUGGCCGCUUCAAUGUCCAUGCUCCUUCCCUACGAUCUGAUAAAUCCAGAAUCACCAUUUACAGGAGCUUUUGUUGGACAUUCGAACGGGUUGAAAUGGGUAACCAACGUUAUCGGAGUCGGGGCCAGCUUUGGGAUACUAACGUCGCUGUUGGUAGCGAUGUUGGGACAAGCUCGAUAUAUUUGUGUGAUCGGAAGGUCUGGAGUGGUCCCCGUGUGGUUUGCAAAGGUUCAUUCGAAGACAUCAACUCCCGUAAAUGCUUCAGCAUUUUUAGGGAUUCUCACGGCGGCAAUAGCCCUUUUCACUGAGCUACACGUCCUCCUCAACCUUGUCUCCAUCGGCACACUCUUUGUAUUCUUAAUGGUCUCCAAUGCAGUCAUCUACAGACGUUACGUCUCAAUAGAGACAACGAGCUCGUGGCCCACAUUGUCGUUCCUUUUAAGCUUCUCGUUCACUUGCAUCAUGUUCACCCUACUAUGGUGGCUAGCACCGCCCGGGAAACCAAAGGGGUUCAUGUUAGGUGCAUGCUCUUUAGCUGCCGUGGGGUUGGUUCAACUGUUUGUUUACAUGGUCCCACAAGUGAGGAAGCCCGAUUUUUGGGGGGUCCCGCUUAUGCCAUGGAUACCAUCUGUUUCAAUCUUUCUCAACGUAUUCUUAUUGGGGAACAUCGACAAACCUUCUUACGUUCGGUUUGGAUUCUUUUCGGCUGUUAUAGUGCUUGUAUAUGUUCUAUACAGCGUUCAUGCUAGCUUUGAUGGUGAGCAAGAAGGGAAUUUGUGCCAAAAAAAUAUUGAAAUGGUGAAAGAACCAAUUGACAUCGAAAAUCUUACCCCUAAAUUGUAAAGUUGACCUUGACUUUUUUUUAAAUUAUUUUUCAUUGAUAGCGAUAUAAGAAGUAAGAAUAGAAUUGCAAUUGGUGCAUUUUGGCAAGUUGUAUAGUGGGUGAUAUUGGUCCCUUUUUUGUAUGCAAUGUAAUCCAUCAACUUUUGAAGAUGGUUCUCGUAGCAAAAAGGGAACAACUUUUAGGUGUUGUUUUGGUCAAACAUUCAGUAUAUCAUUUCAAAACCAACUGUGUAAUUUACUGUAACUAUCAA
This is a messenger RNA of Cynara cardunculus var. scolymus (artichoke), 2015 nucleotides long. RefSeq names its product cationic amino acid transporter 6, chloroplastic-like. The record is from RefSeq and is a predicted model, not a curated record. Gene Ontology annotation, molecular function: amino acid transmembrane transporter activity. The transcript has 5 exons. Gene Ontology annotation, biological process: amino acid transport; transmembrane transport. Gene Ontology annotation, cellular component: plasma membrane. Lineage: Eukaryota; Viridiplantae; Streptophyta; Magnoliopsida; Asterales; Asteraceae. The coding region runs from base 7 to 1764 and encodes 585 amino acids.